Setaria italica (foxtail millet) is the source of this 624-nucleotide messenger RNA. RefSeq lists its product as uncharacterized. The record is from RefSeq and is a predicted model, not a curated record. Lineage: Eukaryota; Viridiplantae; Streptophyta; Magnoliopsida; Poales; Poaceae. The coding region runs from base 1 to 624 and encodes 207 amino acids. The transcript has 2 exons.
AUGGUGUUCAUGGCGCAACACAGGGAGGUCACUACUGAGACUAGCGAGGCCAUGGGACAAUGGUUCCAUCACAUCGCACCCAAGCCCAUGCCGCCGCCGCCUCCACCGAUGCCUAUUAGCGCUAAGGUGCCUAAGGUCAUCAAGCCCCAUCCCAGUCGCCCCAAGAACACCACCAUCUACAUCGAUUAUAGCAACAUCGAUGAAGUGGUUGUGUCUAAGAAGACACCGCGGGAAGUGGAAGCUGAGCUGGAGGUACCUAACACACUCCCAGCCAUCAUAUCAGGUGGCAACAAUAACCGUGCCCACCUAAUGAAUGACGCAUACAAGGAGAUGGUGGGGCAACCACUAUGCCAGUGGCUCGACUCGCUGCCUGGGGCUGAUGCGUCGAGGAGGAUUAACGGUAAGGUGGUCCUUUACGCGCAAAAGUACAGCACCGUGUCAUACAUGCCAAGUACCAGGUGUGUCUUUCCUUGCACCACAAAUAUAUCAUGGGAGGAUGGGGAUGCCACCACCUCGCUCAUUGUGCCUUGUGCCGUUGAGCACCUGACCAGUAGCCCCAAUGAAUAUUGCUUCAUCCGGAGGUUUGACUCCAGGAAAGCAUCCAUCAUGUACUCCAUCGCAUGA